This is a messenger RNA of Saccostrea cuccullata (small rock oyster), 1623 nucleotides long. RefSeq names its product caspase-3-like. The transcript has 8 exons. The coding region runs from base 104 to 1375 and encodes 423 amino acids. Gene Ontology annotation, molecular function: cysteine-type endopeptidase activity. Gene Ontology annotation, biological process: proteolysis; regulation of apoptotic process. The record is from RefSeq and is a predicted model, not a curated record. NCBI's taxonomy places the organism in Eukaryota, Metazoa, Mollusca, Bivalvia, Ostreida, Ostreidae.
UCUGUGAGAUGAUUAUAUUUUACCCAGAUUGAUUAAUUUAAAAUCACUGAUCAAUGCCUUUUUUAUGUUAAUAUAAACUGCUGGUUUUCCUCCGAUUUCAACCAUGGCUGGUGACGAGUGGAAAGAUGCUAUUCGACGAAAUUACUCCUACUUCAAAAACAACAUAGCCGAUCCUCUUGAUGUUGUGGAAUACCUCUAUGGGGAGAUAACCCCACCAGUCCUUACUGAAAACCAGAAGGAGCAAGUAAAGGCAGAAGGUACCACAUCAAAGAGAGUUGGUAAGAUGCUGGACAUUUUGUUGAGACGUGGACCCAGAGUGCCCCAGUAUUUAUACCAGGCAUUUGUGGAGACGUCCAAUCCAGAAUGUGCAGAGAGAUUAGCCCCGUAUCUGUUACAACAGGAGAAAGCGGCUCUCAAGAAAGAUCCUUCAGAAUGGCCUCCACCUCUGGAAGAACACAAAGCUAUGGCCAGAGAUCAUGUGACCUAUCUACGACCUAAUGACCCCUGUUGUUAUAUGCAGUAUGACUCGGAAGAGGUGUACAGCAUGAGACGGGAGCGUCGAGGGUUAGUUUUUAUCAUCAACAAUGAACAAUUCCUCCCAGGGUCUGGCAUGUCACACAGAACUGGAACAAAAUUUGACAGAGACAAUCUAAAUAAAUUAUUUGAAGGUCUCCACUUUGAAGUAAUUAUAAAAAACAAUUUGACCAAAGAGGAAAUAAUCAAAGAAACUAAACAUGUAAGUCGGAGUGAUAAAAUAAAAGACAGUGACUGUUUUAUCUUUAUUAUUCUGACUCAUGGUGAUGACAAAGGUGUGUGUGGUAUUGAUGGAUCUUCUGUCCCUGUGACAGAACUUACAGAAAUGUUUGAACCUAACAACUGUUCAGAGCUGAAUGAGAAGCCAAAGAUAUUCUUAAUUCAGGCUUGUCGUGGGGAUAAGAGAGAGACUGUAAAUCCAUCCAGUGGUUCUGGACAAGUGGGGUCAGUGGGGGAUGGAGGAGGGACACAGGACAGUGCUGAUGCCGUAGACUCAAAACAAUUUGCAGAACCCAAUAUUUCUGCCACUGCAACUGUUCAUUCCAAGUCUGAUUUCCUAAUUGCUUACUCCACUCCAGAAGGUUCCCUAUCAUGGAGAAAGACAAAUUCUGGUUCUUGGUUUAUGCAGGCAGUUGUAUGGAUCUUAAAAUAUGAAGCUCAUCUCAAAGACCUUGUUGAAAUGCUGGGAAAGGUAAACUACCUGGUCAGUAAAGGCAAGGCUUCACAUGGAGAACAUCACUAUGUAACAGUCUCCAACUACCACUCCUCACUCAGGAAAAAAUUAUACUUCUUCCCAGGAAUUUAUGGAGAUAAAAGAGUGCAUCCCAGCUGUAUAAAUUAGUUCCUGAUGCAAUGUGUUCCUCUAAAGUCUAGAAAUACACUCAAUAUUAAGGAUUAGUGAAUUUAACUACAGUGUAUGAAGACAAAUUCAAAUCGAAUUAUUCUCCUACCAAUUCCAUGCCUUUUUCUGCUGCUCAGAUUCCUUAUAAAUACAUACACACUGUUUUAAAAUUUCACCUGUUUUUAAAAAACAUUUUGUAUUUCACAUAUCACAUGAAAAUUUGUACUUUUAUGAGAUUUUAUUUAUGU